Carlito syrichta (Philippine tarsier) is the source of this 491-nucleotide messenger RNA. RefSeq names its product chromosome unknown C1orf64 homolog (gene SRARP). NCBI's taxonomy places the organism in Eukaryota, Metazoa, Chordata, Mammalia, Primates, Tarsiidae. Gene Ontology annotation, cellular component: cytoplasm; nucleus. Bases 1 to 489 code for a protein of 162 amino acids. Gene Ontology annotation, molecular function: nuclear estrogen receptor binding. The transcript is spliced from 2 exons. The record is from RefSeq and is a predicted model, not a curated record. Gene Ontology annotation, biological process: positive regulation of intracellular estrogen receptor signaling pathway.
AUGGCCCCCUCAGAAGACCCCAGGGACUGGAGAGCCAGCCUCAAAGUCACCGGCCUUGAGACAGACCCGGACACCAGCACUGGUGAAAAGCUGCCCUGCCAUCAGAAGUCCAUCCCCACGGCUCACAUGACGUUUGUCAUCGACUGUGCCCAUGGGAAGCAGCUCCCCAUGGCCACAUCCCCAGUGCCACCCCGAAUCCCCAGUCCCAACCGAGGGCCUGUCACUCCACCAAUGAAAAUCUACAUCGUAUUCUGUGGGGAAAACCAGGCCCGCCCAACUCAGGAGACUCUCCCGGCCAGGGCCAUGCUGCCGCCCUGCAGAGGGAUCGUGGCUCCAGCUUCCUUCCCAGUCAGCCCGCUCUGUCCCCAGGAGGUUCCUGAUGCAAAGGGGAGACGCUUGGAGGCUGUGUCCAUGAGGUCUUCCACUUGGGGAACAGUCAAGGACUCGCUCAAAGCCCUCUCUUCCUGUGUCUGUGGGCAGGCUGAUUAGCU